Messenger RNA from Brassica oleracea var. oleracea, 471 nucleotides. RefSeq names its product major pollen allergen Ole e 10-like. The coding region runs from base 1 to 408 and encodes 135 amino acids. Lineage: Eukaryota; Viridiplantae; Streptophyta; Magnoliopsida; Brassicales; Brassicaceae. The record is from RefSeq and is a predicted model, not a curated record. The transcript has 3 exons.
AUGGCAAAGCAGAGCUGUAGAAGAGUUUCCAGACGUCAAGAAAAAUCAAAUAUGCCUAAAGCACACAUAAGUCUUUGUUUCAUCAUCUUUUUAUGUGUUUCGUUUGAAAUUUUCAUGAGUGUAAACUCGCAGAGCCAGGGAGAUUGGUGUAUAGCGAACUCUAUUACGGAUAAUGAUAAAUUAAUAAAGAACAUAGACUUUGCAUGUUCUAAAAUCGAUUGUGGAAUUAUUAUGGAAGGAGGUUCAUGUUAUGAUCCUAAUACUCCUCUUAAUCACGCUUCGGUCGCUAUGAAUCUUUAUUAUCAAGCUCAAGGAAGACACCUACGGGAUUGCUAUUUCGAUGGCUCUGGUCUCAUUACCAUUAUUGAUCCUAGCUAUGGGUGUUGCAAAUUUCAGUAUCGUAAGUAAAAAUAUGCAAAACUUUGUAUUGGUUACAAAAUAAAAUGAAUAACAAAAAACUUUUCAUGUUUG